AUGACUGUGCAAACUGUAUUCUCAAAUUUGGUAAGGGAAGACCCUGACCCAAUCAUCAAAACAAUGCAACAAUUUCAAAAGGACACCAACCCCCAAAAGAUUGACGUUUCAAUCGGUGUUUACAAAGAUGAAUCGGGUGCAUGCUACGAGUUCCCCAGUAUCACCAAGGCCAAGCAAAUUUUACAUGACAAUGAUCCAGGACACAACUACACCAAUAUGGCCGGCAUUCCGGAUUUUGUGAUUGGUGCUCAAAGACUUGUAUUUGGUGAUGAAAUUGCGGCACAAGGUAAAUUGGCUUCUAUCCAAGCCAUCUCGGGGACAGGGUCAUUACAUAUGGCCAUGUUAUUAUACCGCGAGUCGGGCUACACUAAUUACUACAUAGGGACACCAACCUGGCAAAACUACCAGCCCAUGAUUGAACAUAUUGGCGGCAAAGUGACAACAUAUAGACAUUAUAAUGAAGCAACCAAAUCGAUUGAUUUUGACGCUGUUUUAAAUGCAUUAAAUUCAGCUCCAACCAAAACAAUUUUUCUUUUCCAAACAUGCUGUCAUAAUCCAACCGGAGCUGAUUUCAGCCAUGAACAAUGGCAGCAAAUUGGUGCAAUAUUGCAAAAACGUCAAUUAUUACCACUAUUGGAUACUGCAUACCAGGGGUUCAGUUCGGGGAGUCCUGACCAAGACGCGUGGCCUGUCCGGUACUUGUACAACUUAAACUUGGAAUUUAUUGUUUGUCAAUCAUUUUCGAAGAACUUAGGCUUGUAUUCCGAACGGUGUGGGGCCGUACACGUUGUUGUUCAGGAUAAGGAGUAUGUUCCUAAUGUUCAAAGCAACUUGGUGGCUCUAUUCCGUCAUGAAUGCUCAUUUGCUCCAGCAUUUGGCGCUAGAUUAGCUAGCAUCAUUUUCCACAAUGACAAGUUGAGGAACCAAUGGUUGCAGGAGUUGAAUUCCUCAACUAUGAGAUUGAAACACUUGCGGCAACGGGUCUUGGAUAUAUUAACUCAAUUGCAAACACCCGGUGAUUGGCAAAAUGUAGUUGAACAAAAUGGCUUGUUUUGGUACUCGGGUUUAACCAAGCAACAGAAUGAUCAAUUGAUUGCCAAGCAUAAUGUGUAUUCAACUUCUAUGGGUAGGGUCAAUGUAGCUGGGUUGAAUGAUGGAAAUAUCGACCAUUUCUGUGCCGCAAUUGACAAAGUAGUUAGAGAUACAUGA
Molecule: messenger RNA, 1209 nt
Organism: Lodderomyces margitis
Lineage: Eukaryota; Fungi; Ascomycota; Pichiomycetes; Serinales; Debaryomycetaceae
Gene: AAT22
Product: Aat22p
Exons: 1
Coding region: 1-1209 (402 amino acids)
Biological process (GO): L-aspartate biosynthetic process
Cellular component (GO): cytosol
Molecular function (GO): L-aspartate:2-oxoglutarate transaminase activity; pyridoxal phosphate binding
Source: RefSeq, a predicted model, not a curated record